Messenger RNA from Paramecium tetraurelia, 1611 nucleotides. RefSeq lists its product as uncharacterized. NCBI's taxonomy places the organism in Eukaryota, Ciliophora, Oligohymenophorea, Peniculida, Parameciidae. The transcript has 3 exons. The record is from RefSeq and is a predicted model, not a curated record.
AUGAUUAAUUCUUAAGUUCAAUUGAAGCGGGAGCAAUUUGUAAUUCAAAUUCGAAAGCAAGCUAGAGAAGAGAUCUUCUCAAAAAAGAGACUAACAGUCUUGAAUGGCAAUCUAGAUGCAGACUUGAAGUGCUCCCCUGAUGAAAUGAUAUUCUAAAUUUAUAAAAGUUUUAUGCUCAAGGACUUUAAGACUCUCAAGGAUUUACUAUAUAAGUACAACGAGCAAUUCCUUAUAAUUCUUUUAAGGAAGUAAUAGGCUGAUAAUAUCUUCAUGAAUCAAUAUAUUAAUCAUUUUGGUGUAAAUUAAGAAACCAUCCAAUUAUUCAUGCAAAUUUUGCAAAUGUCUGAUAUUCCACAAUUAGGCAGCAUAGAUGAAAUUACAAUACUUUGUAUAAACCAAGUGCUUGUGAUAUUGGUUAACAUAACAUAUCUGACUGCUCCUUAAAUCAUUAACAAUUUAUUGAGCCAGGAAAUAUAGGACAUCCUUUUAAACGAUAUAUUGGGUCGAAUGAAUACAAAAAAAAAUUUAGAUGAGAAUUUGGAGGUUUGGUAAUCAAUAAUCGACAGUCUCUGUUAACUGUUUAUUAAUUUGUUACUUGAUUUGAAAGAUUAAAGAGGAGUCUAAAUGAAAAUUGAAAUAUUGAAAUCACCUUUCUUUAAAAUAUGGCAAUAUAUUUAUAAGGAGUACCCACCAUAAUAACUUUGGAUUUCAAUCUUGUAUUUAUAAUAACUGCUUUUCAUGGAACCAGCAAUCCAAGGCGUAGAAAUAAUUUAAUCUAAUGUAUGUCUUAUUAUAUCAACAUAGAUGCAACGAAUUCUUAAGUAGUGUGGUUAUGUAAUUAAAGAGUUCUCAGACUAAGAUUAAUUAUACGAGUUAGCAUUAAUAUUAAUUAAUUACUGUACUUAAUAUUAGCUAGAGACUACAAUAGUUUUAACAAAACAAUUAUGGGUCAAAAUGAUACAAAUAAACAAAUUUCCCCUAUUGAUGUAUAGUUUAUUCAUCAAUUUCACUUCUGUGAAUUAUGAUCAAGAUUCUCCAGCUUCAGAGUUGACUACUGAGAAGCAUUUAAUCGAAAUUGGUUUAUUGAAUAAUAUGAUGGUUUGGUUAUCAAACUUAUCAGAUGAAAAUUUAAUUAUCAAGAUAUAUAAAUGUUUGAAUAACGUUCUGACUUUCUAAUAUCCAUAAUUAGCUAAUGUAGUGAUUUAUCACUUUUUGCCAUUCCUCAACCUAUUUUUAGAAGGUUAAAUGAUUUAGAAAGCAGAAUUAGCUGAUGAAUUUUUGAUUUUAGUGAAAAACCUAAUUAAAUUUUAGAAAUUAACCGAAAUAAAUCUCAAUUAAAUAUUCAUAGAAUAAAAUGUUAUGUAGUAAAUUAGAGUUAUAUUAUUGUAGAGCUGUUUCAAGGCUUGCAAUCUUUUGAAUUUAUUUAAUUCACUUGAUCUCUUAUCAAUAGAGUUUAAAUAUUCAGUAUUAAAAAGAAUUGUUGAGCAUCAAAUUGUUGAUAUUCUCAACAUGUUAUAUACAAAAAAUAUAAUUACAGAUGAUUGCAUAGACACUCUCAUGGAAUAAAUAGCGAAAUGGGAAUCGGAAACUAAUAAAUUGAAUUAUUCAUGA